This is a messenger RNA of Nycticebus coucang (slow loris), 2598 nucleotides long. RefSeq names its product synaptoporin (gene SYNPR). The coding region runs from base 367 to 1164 and encodes 265 amino acids. Gene Ontology annotation, cellular component: synaptic vesicle; synaptic vesicle membrane. NCBI's taxonomy places the organism in Eukaryota, Metazoa, Chordata, Mammalia, Primates, Lorisidae. The record is from RefSeq and is a predicted model, not a curated record. The transcript is spliced from 5 exons.
AAGGCGGUCCUGCACUUCCAGUUGUGAGCAAAAAACCAAGUGUGGGAGCUCACCAUGGUGGUAACCACCUCCCCACAACGCAGGCAGCAUCCACCAGAGGGAUGUAUCAGGUUCCUGUACUCAGCUGUGGGUUGUCACCGUCUAAUAAUCUGACCGUUUUGCCAUCUCUCUGCGAAUAAGACAGAAGCUGCUACCUGAUUGGUAUAACAUCUCACUUUCCCUCUGCAUUGAUUUUCUUGUUCUCCUUUGCUUCAUAAAAAGAGGGACAAGUGGCUGGUGCUGUGGACAGAGAAGCUUUAUUUUUAGUAUGAGACAACCUCUAUUUUGUUUCAGGAAAGGAAAGUUGGAUUAUCAAUUCUUUUGUAAAUGUGUAUGGUGAUAUUUGCUCCGCUUUUUGCAAUCUUUGCAUUUGCAACAUGCGGUGGCUAUUCUGGAGGCUUGCGCCUGAGUGUGGACUGCGUCAACAAGACGGAAAGUAACCUGAGCAUCGACAUAGCAUUUGCCUACCCGUUCAGGUUGCACCAGGUGACAUUUGAGGUGCCUACCUGCGAGGGAAAGGAACGACAGAAGUUGGCACUGAUUGGUGACUCCUCGUCCUCGGCAGAGUUCUUCGUCACCGUGGCUGUCUUUGCCUUCCUCUACUCUUUGGCCGCCACUGUCGUUUACAUUUUCUUCCAGAACAAGUACCGGGAAAACAACAGAGGCCCACUCAUUGACUUCAUCAUCACAGUAGCCUUUUCGUUCUUGUGGUUGGUGGGGUCAUCAGCUUGGGCAAAAGGACUGUCUGAUGUCAAAGUCGCAACAGAUCCCAAGGAAGUAUUGUUAUUGAUGUCAGCUUGCAAACAGCCAUCCAACAAGUGCAUGGCUGUCCACAGCCCUGUUAUGUCCAGCUUAAACACUUCCGUGGUCUUUGGAUUCUUGAACUUUAUUCUCUGGGCUGGAAACAUAUGGUUUGUUUUCAAGGAGACCGGCUGGCAUUCCUCAGGACAGAGAUAUCUUUCAGACCCGAUGGAGAAGCAUUCUAGCAGUUAUAAUCAAGGCGGUUACAACCAAGAUAGCUAUGGGUCCAGCAGUGGGUAUAGCCAGCAGGCGAGUUUAGGGCCAUCCUCAGAUGAGUAUGGCCAACCGUCCACUGGCCCCACUUCCUUUACAAAUCAGAUUUAACCGAGUAGCAUUUGCAUUCUUCUGGAGAUAGCUUCACCACUUCCCAGUUUCAGUGGCAGAAGAAUUUUUUAAGAGUUUCAAUCAAUUAUUAAUGCAGAGAGUAUUGAAUGUAAAUCAGAGAUCUGUAGCCCUCAUUAAGGCAGAAAGGUCUAGGCUGUGUGAUAAAUGAUACUUAGAGAUGAGAUGACAUGAGGGAAUAUAUUAUUCAUCAUAGAUAGUUAAUUGGAGAGUACCUUGUUAUAUACACAGAUACUUUUAUGGUCGUUUUGUAUGUGUGUUGAGAUAGUAGAAACAUUUUGUAGCUUAACGUCUCUAAUAUAUAAUAUGCAUAAAGAGUAUUAAAUAGCAUUGAGUUUUCCUAUGCAUUUUGAUGCAAAAUACGUUACAAUGAUUGGUGUAUCCCAACAUGCAUGUCUUAUAGUUUUUUGGUUUUAGGCCCUAUAGAACUGUGAGUCUCCAUUUAUUUCAGACAAUUACACUGUAUUUUUUUUUUACUUGACGAAUCAGUGCUUAUAUUAUUUAGUGCAUGAAUCAGGAUUUCUCACAUAAUAAACAUUGGAACUACAGCAUUUGUGAAAAUUCCAGUUUGCACCAUGAAUCUGUUCAAUGGACGUGUAAAGAAAUAUAUUCACUAAUUUGUAGACUUUGCGAAUUUGUCUAUCUGGCUUUACUCAAGUUCUGAAUGCACUGUAACCAAGAUGUGAGUUUUUAUUCCCUGUUAGUAGACAUUCAGUGAAACAUAUGGUAACUGCCUCGAUACUUAUCCUAUUUACUUAGCUAAAUCUUCCCAUUCUUGUAACCUUUCUAUGGUGUUUUGUGGCUCUUAUCUUGUGAACCAUAAACAAUAUGGCCCAAUAACUGUUUAUGUUUAUGGAGUGUUUUCUUAGCAUAGUGGAGAUGCAGAUACAGGUACCACAGACAAGAUGCUGCCGUGCUCACAUAUUAAUGUGAAGGAUAUUCUUUCCUGAAUAUUUACCAGCUAAACUUUUGAAUCCUAUUUAUUUGUAAAGCUAAUAUGUUCCUUGAUCUAAUUAUUAAAAAAUUUCAAGUCAUAGCUAACCUUCCUAAUUAUUAAUGAUUUGAGUGUAACUUUUGAAUUGAAAAUGGCUCCCAUGUGCCAUCCUCUAUCCCAAAGAAGUUUUUCAUGAAAUAUCCCCCAGAAUGUAUUCAUUAUCAAGAAAUGUUGAUCUUUACUUCUGUGUUUUCAUUCAAUUUAAAUACCAUGGCCCAACAGAGAAGAAAAGCCAAGCAUCUGUAUCUCCAGAUAAAAGUUGUUACUAAUGUAUAAACUCUUGGUGUGACUGGUGAUGUUGGAAGCAUUUUAGCACAAAACAGCCUUGUGUCUUAGAUGAUAUCUGUAACCAAUUUCUGGAUCUUGUUGGAUAAAUCUGUAUUGUGAUAUCUGUUUGACCUUAAUAAAGUUAUUGCAUACAA